AUGCAGUUCUCUACCGUCUCACUAGCUGUUGCCCGGCUACGGCGCGGCCACCAAUAUGGCGCCUGCGGUGUUGGUGCCUACUGCCUCGGCGGAUGUGACCCUCGCAUGUCCUUCUCGUUGGAUUCUUGCGCGCCUGCGCCCGUCUGCAAGGACAUGAACAUGAAGAUGGACAGCACAGAUAGCAUCGUCGACGUCAGCAAGUACCUUGGCGACGGCGACAAGGCCGACUGGGUGGUGCAAGGAGAGGCCGUCGAGGCCGGCGGCAAUGUGCUCCUCACGAUGCCCAAGGGCAGUGUUGGUACCGUCAUGGCCAGCUCACACUACAUGUGGUACGGCAGUGUCAAGGCCCGCAUGAAGACGUCGCGCGGUCGGGGUGUCGUGACGGCCUUCAUCCUGCUCAGCGAUGUCAAGGACGAGAUUGACUACGAAUGGGUUGGCGUCGACCUCAAGACAUCGCAAACCAACUAUUACUUCCAGGGCAUUCCUCUCUACGAUCAAUCAAAGAACAUUACUCUGUCGGAUACCUUCAACAACUGGCACGAGUACGAGAUUCAGUGGACCCCCGACAAGAUUACCUGGCUCGUCAAUGGACAGGUUGGUCGUGUCAAGGAGCGCAAGGAUACCUGGAACGAGACAACCCAAGGCUGGGACUUCCCCCAGACUCCGGCGCGUGUGCAGCUGUCCAUCUGGCCCGGCGGCCUCGAGAGCAACGCCAAGGGCACAAUCGACUGGGCUGGUGGUGUGAUUGAUUGGGAACAUGAAGACAUCAAGAAGGUCGGCUACUUCUAUGCUGCCGUCAGCGACGUCGAGAUCAAGUGCUGGGAUGCCAAGAGCGCUCCUGGAACCAACAACGGCAAGAGCUACAUUUACGACAAUUGGCUCGGUAGGAACAACACCGUCAUCGACGGCGACGCGGACACGAAGCUCAAGAGCUUCACAAGCAGUGGCCGCGAUACGGAGGAGAACGACGACGACAAGGAGACUGACUCCGCGACCAAGACCAAGUCUGCCGCAUCAGCCACCGAUACGGGCGCGAGCUCCAACCAAAUCCCCGGCGCAGGUGCUGCCAACCCUGGCGGUGGCGUCACGCAUGGCGAGGACGGCGACAGCAGCAGCGGCAGCGGCAGCGGCGAUGACAGCGGCAGCAGCGGAUCUGACAGCGGCUCUUCAGGCCCGAUCGACGACAGCAACUGCGACUCGUCCGAAUUCAACCAAGACAUGGGCAACUGCGGUGGCAAUUCCCAGGGCCAGGGCUCUAGCACUGGCUCGAAUGGCUCGAGUGACUCGCCAAGCAUGGCUUCUAGCCUGGGAUUGACCCAAAGCCUCAGCGCCUCGCGGGCCUCGCCGUGCUGGUCGGUCUGUACCGCCUUUGAGGUGCUGCUCGCCCCUGACGCUUGA
Verticillium alfalfae VaMs.102 is the source of this 1398-nucleotide messenger RNA. Its product is annotated as UTR2 protein. Gene Ontology annotation, molecular function: hydrolase activity, hydrolyzing O-glycosyl compounds; glycosyltransferase activity. NCBI's taxonomy places the organism in Eukaryota, Fungi, Ascomycota, Sordariomycetes, Glomerellales, Plectosphaerellaceae. The record is from RefSeq and is a predicted model, not a curated record. Gene Ontology annotation, biological process: carbohydrate metabolic process; fungal-type cell wall organization. The coding region runs from base 1 to 1398 and encodes 465 amino acids. Gene Ontology annotation, cellular component: fungal-type cell wall. The transcript has 3 exons.